CAAGGACUCCAAGGCCUUCCGGCAGAUGGGCAUCGAUGACUCCAGCAAGGACAACCGUGGUGCCCAGGAGGCCCUCAACCCCGAGGACGAGGUGGACGAGUUCCUGAGCCGGGCCAUCGACGCGCGCAGCAUCGACCAGCUCCGCAAGGACCACGUCAAGAAAUUCCUGCUCACCUUCCAGACGCCCGAUCUGGAGAAGAAGUACUCCAAGAAGGUGGACGACCGCUUCGGCGGCUACGUGGCCUGCACCCUGCUCGUCUUCUGCUUCAUCUGCUGCCUCCAGUUUUUGGUGUUCCCCCCCUCCCCGCUGAUGCUCGGCGUCUACGUCGGCAUCUUCGUCCUCCUCUCCGCCAUCCUCUUCGUCUGCGCCGUCUACUCCUGUGUCACUCUCUUCCCUGCCGCCCUGCAGCGGCUCUCCCGGGCCAUCGUCCGCUCCCGCGCCCGCAGCACCGCCAUCGCCGUCUUCACCGUCCUGCUCGUCUUCGUCGCCGCCUUUGUCAACAUGUUCGCCUGCAGCCGGGUUCCCCUGCGGGACUGCGCCGCCCGCGAGCUCAACAUCACCCCCGCGGCGGUGGGGCCCUGCCAGCUCCGUGCCCUCAACCUCUCGCUGGGGGCCCCCCCGGGGCCGUGCCGCCCCCACGGGCCGGCCUGCGACUUCCCUGAGUACUUCACCUACAGCGUGCUGCUCAGCCUGCUGGCCUGCUCCGUCUUCCUGCACAUCAGCAGCAUCGGGAAGCUGCUGCUCAUGGUGGCCAUCGAGGCCACCUACCUGGUGCUGGUGGAGGGGCCCCAGGCCGCCCUCUUCGACAACGCCGACCUGCUGGUGGUGGCCAACGCGCUGCCCUUCUUCAACGUGACCCAGGGCGAAUGGUGAGGGGGGAACUGGGACCAGGGGGGUGCGGGGAGAGGAGGGGAGUGGGGUGGCAGCGGGAGGGACCCUUGGGGGGCUGUGCUGGGAGGGAGAGAGCG
This is a messenger RNA of Oxyura jamaicensis (ruddy duck), 969 nucleotides long. It is a transcript of the gene ADCY6, whose product is annotated as adenylate cyclase 6. Lineage: Eukaryota; Metazoa; Chordata; Aves; Anseriformes; Anatidae. Gene Ontology annotation, biological process: adenylate cyclase-inhibiting G protein-coupled receptor signaling pathway; adenylate cyclase-activating G protein-coupled receptor signaling pathway; cAMP biosynthetic process. The record is from RefSeq and is a predicted model, not a curated record. The transcript is spliced from 9 exons. Gene Ontology annotation, molecular function: adenylate cyclase activity. Gene Ontology annotation, cellular component: plasma membrane. Bases 26 to 874 code for a protein of 282 amino acids.